This is a messenger RNA of Paramecium pentaurelia, 890 nucleotides long. Lineage: Eukaryota; Ciliophora; Oligohymenophorea; Peniculida; Parameciidae. The record is from the annotation of a GenBank genome assembly.
UAUGCCAAAGAAGUUCUCUAUCAAUCCUAAGUAAAUUUUUGGUUCUUAUAAAUAAUCAAAGAGCUUAAGCCGCUAGAGAGAAAGAGACUGAGAAAAAGGAGAGUAUGAAGAUUAAAAAGAAAUAGAAGGAAGAAGAAGAAUAUUGGAAGGAAACAGAUAAGAAUAUUAUAUAGAAGUAAGAGAGACAGAGAUAGAAGGAAUUAGAGGAAGAGAAUAAGAGAAAGAGAUAAGAGGAAAAGAAAUAGUUGUAUGAGAGUGAGAUGAAUGCAAUAGAAUCAAGUAUGUGUACUAAUAUCAAUUGAUAAAUAAUAUAAGGGGGCUAUAUCAAAGAAGUAAUUAAAAGAAGAAUAAGAAAAAAUAUUUGCUUAGCGUUUAUAGAAUGUAGAGUUAGGGGAUGAAUAGAGUGAAAAUGAAGAAGAUUAAUAGGAAUAAGUAGAAUAGUAAGAUGAUAAUUAAUUUCUUUAAUAAAAUAAAUAAGAUCAAUAAAUAAAUUUAGAAAAACUUCAAGAAAUUUGGGAUUCAGAUUAAGAAGAUUUUGAUGAGGUAAAUUAUUAUCUAUAUAAUCAAAUAGACAAUUGGAUAAAAUUAGAAUCAUAUUUUAAGAGAAUAAUAAAAAAGAGAUAAAGAAAAAUAUGAAUAAAUUAUUGAUGCUGAUGGAAUAGGUUAAUUUAUUGAUGCUAUCGAUGGGAAAGGCCCAUAAUAAUUGGUAAUUUAAUAGAAAUAUAAGAAUAGAAAUUCAAAGAAUACUGUCGUCAAAAAUUAGGGAAGGUUUAGAAGGAGAAUCCUUAAUUAAGACAUUCAUAAAUAAUGGAAAUGAUUUAUAAAUAGGUAAAAGUCAUAAAAUAUAAUUAAAGUGGAAAAUAGAUCCUCUAAAUCCUAAGAACUAAUGA